AGCAAGGAUUAUCACACGGCAAUCCCUCUGCAAAUCAAUUGAAAUCAAAUCGGGCCUUAGCCCAGAUAACACUCACACACAAGAGCUAAACACUCGCACAUGUACAAUCAAUUAGCCAUGCUGGCAAUGAAGGAUAAACCUUGGCUGGUGCUAUUUGGCCUAUUGGCCGCAUUAAGCUGCCUGCCCAGCCGCAGCGAUGCCGCGUAUCCGUAUUACGGCACGAAGAUCGGAGCUCUGACACGUCUGCACCAUGGCGUUUCCGGCGAUGUCUAUGCCGUGGACUCGCGCACGAUUUUCAUCAAGAAAUUCAGCUACGACGGCGAGGCCCCGGCCGCCUACUUCUACGUGGGCAACACGGCCCGACCCAGCAACGAGGGUGCCACCCGGCUGCGGGACGAGCGCGGGGGCACAGCCUCCCUGACGCGUCGCUACCGGAACAAGGACAUCACCCUGUCGCUGCCCGAGGGCAAGACGCUGCGCGACAUCAAGUGGUUCUCGGUGUGGUGCGACGAGUUUGCGGUGAACUUCGGGGAUGUGGCCAUACCAGCCAGUCUGGAUUUUCCAAGGCCACAGAAAAUUAGCGCAUUGCGCGGCGUCCACGGCGUGUCCUCCGAGAACAUUGUGAUCGUGGAUGCCCAAACCCUGCUGGUGCCCAACUUUAGCUACGAUGGCGAGGCGCCAGAUGCCAAGUUCUGGGUGGGUCGGGGACAGCGUCCCACGCCCGAGGGCCUGCGCAUACCCGACGAGAACGGCAAGGAGAAUCCGCUGCGUCGCUACGAGCGCAAGACCAUCGUGCUGACCCUGCCCGAGGACCUGACCAUCUUCGACAUCGGGCACUUUGGUGUGUGGUGCGAGGCCUUCACCGUCGACUUUGGCCACGUCCGCCUGCCGGAGGGCCUCAAUGUGCCGCCAUCGCUGAAGAUGCUCGGCAUCAGUCCACAGUCCAAACUCAACUGCGAGGUGCUCUACGACGAUCUGGCCUUUGAGGUGCGCUGGGCCGUGGCCGGGGAGAGCAUUGUGGUGCAAUUGGUUGCCAAAUUGGAACCGAACAACUACAUGUCCUUCGGCAUCUCACCGAACAAGAACAUCAGCCAGAUGAUCGGCGCCGAUGCCGUUGUUGCCUGGGUGGAUCCGCAGUCGGGCAACGGCUUCGCGCAGGAUUACUUCCUGGAGGGCAAGGCCCAGUGCUCCGGCAGCCGCGGCGCCUGUCCCGACACCAAGAUCAUGGAGAAGACCAACUCCAUUCGGCUGCUGAAUGCCGCCAUGGUCAAUGGCUACUCGAUUGUCACCUAUCAGCGCUCGCUGGCGGCCACCGAUCGCCUGGAUCUGCCCAUCUCCGUCACGGAUGCCGAGUCCGUUGUUUGGGCCAUCGGACCGCUGAACGACUACAAGGAGGUCUCCUUCCACACGUUCUACAACAAGCAUCUGCAUCAGAUCGAGUUCGGUCGCCAGCCCAAGUGGAAUUGUCCCCUGCCCGAGGGCGCCAAGCCGGGCAGCAGCUCCGCCGAGCAGGAGGACGUCACUCUCCCGACCCAGAGCUCCACCGGAGGCAAGGGCUAUCCACCCGCCGGACACCCCCAUCUCGAGCCGGAGGAGGAGUUCUACGAGAAUCGAGCCGAGGCUCUGCAUCGCCAGCCACCUCAGAGGCGCCAGGAGACGGGCAUCAUCACCCAGCGACGCCCGGUGCCCACACCUAAGCCAGUGAACAGCAACGGAGCCUGGGACAUUCCGCCCAUUCAGUGCCACGAGCCAGAGGAUGGCGUCUUCUAUGCACAAAUGGGACCCACUGGCGGCAAGCACGGCUAUCCAGCCAUCACUGGCCACGUUGGCUGGGGCAUUUCCUGGUACAUCAAUGGCCUGCUCAUACCCGAGAUCCAUGUGGUGCGCGGCAAGACCUACACCUUUGUGGUGGAGGGAGGCAACAAUCCCGACAUCCCAGCCAAGUAUCAUCCAUUCUACAUUAGCGACGAUCCGGUCGGUGGCUACGAGCACAAGCGCGAGGAGGAGAAGAAGGCUGUUCGCAUAUUUGCUGGAGUUCAUCGCUCGCGGUCGGGUCAGGUGACGCCCACGGGCGUGGGUCGCCUGUGCAACUGGACACCGGACGUGGAGGGACCGCCGGCGGAUGACUAUCAGUCCUUUGGUGCCUACCAGCGCACCCUCACGCUCAAGUGCGAUGCUGGGGAGCCGGGCGUGAUCAGCUGGAAGCCGGACAAAAACACGCCGGACACCGUGUACUAUCACUGCUUCACGCAUCGCUAUCUGGGCUGGAAGAUACACGUGCACGACUCGUGCGAGCAGGGCGAUGUGGGUGGCCAGGGGGCAGCCUCCGAGCAGCACGAGAUCCGUGUGCCCGCUGCGGCGUCCGCAGCCGAGCCGGCGCCCGUCCACGAGGACUAUGCCGCCGAGUCGUCGAUCCGACACGAAACCCAGGUCAGCCCCAACGAUAAUUUUUUAUUGAAGCACCAAACCGAUUUGAUUAAGAACCACAAUAUGAACGGAACACCGCCUAAACUGAGCUUUGAAAUAACGAAAUCUUCGGAAAUAACCAAACUGAUUUCAGAUGGCAUCCGCGCUGCUGAGGCUCUCGAGGAGAGCCUUCUAAGGAACCCACACCCAAACGCAAACCCCAAUCCCAAACAGAACGAAGUGAGCUCGGGCCCCCAUCUGCCGAACCAUCAACCGAUAACCAUCAACGGCUCUCGAUUACCCCAACUGGCCACCGUCCGGCCCGAGAUACUGCUCGGCGAAACCCAUUCUCACAAAUCACCUGCAUCCGCAUCCGCAUCUGCAUCUGCAUCUCCCUCAUCGUUGUCGUUGCCUUUGCCUGCUCAUCCGAAACUUCCCAUCUUUGCCACUGGCCCACAUCUCAUUCACAACUCCCAUUUGCACUUGCACCGCCUGCACCAUCCGCAGCAGCAUGUCCCCCACCCGCCCUCGAUUAUAAGCCCCCAUCUGCACCCGCACCCACUGCAUCAUCACAAUCUAACCAGUAACCUUCCAGCACUCGCACAGAAAACCAUCGGCCUGUCCGAGUACCUGCGUCCGCCGCAGAAUGCGCCGCUCUUCCAUCCGGUAAAGCUGCCCGGCCGCCGGCCCUAUCCCGGUCCCAUCAAGAAGGUGCCAGCAUCCAGGCCCAUCCUGCCGCAGCAGCAUCCCCAUCCGCAUGCUCAUCCGGGGGGGAUUCUCCAGCAAUCAUCGCUGAUUGUCCAACACUAUCGCAAGCCCGUGCCCAGUCUGCUGAAGCCAUUUGUCAAGGAGAAGCCCUUCCCCCUGCAGCCCAUAGCCGCAUCGGUGCUGCUGCUUGGUCAACCCACGGAGCUGGGAUCAGCUGGCCAGCGAAAAUCAGAGCACGGGGAACGCCCCAAGCUGAAGCCAAAGCCCAAGCCGGUCAUCCCUGUGCCCUACACGGACCACGAACCGCAGGCAUCCCUGCAGAACAAUCUCUUCUUCAAUCUCCACUCGAAGCCGGAGCAGAAAUCCGCACCGACAGCCACGCCCAGCACCAGCACCACCACCACGAGCAUCGUCAAGCGGCCGCUGCAGAAGGAGCCGUCGCCCCAGGAGAUUGCCAACAUGCGACCGGCCGUCAAUCAGGGAUUCAAGCCCGACACAGUCAUUGUGGAGAGCGGAUUCCGGCCGAUUAUGCGCACAGAUGGCAGCGGUGUGCAACUGCCGCCAGAGCUGAUCGAACAGGUGGCACACAGGCGCGAGGAUCCGGGCACGGAGAUCGAUGAGGUCAUGGAAACGGACACGCUCUUCCUGGCCGCACAGCAGGGAGGCAGCGAGACGCAGAGCUUCGAGCCGAUGUUCAUACCCUCGCCGCUGGACAGCAUCAAUGCCUCCAUACAAAUGAAGAAAGCAGUCCCCGAGGCAGACGAGGAGGAGACAGCUGAGGAGGAGGAGGCAUCGGCACUUCGACUACCAUCGGCGGCAGUGGAGCAUGCUCUGCCCUCAGCCGCCCAGCUGCGCAAACCCACUUUGGGGGAGUUGUUCGGUGAGGAAGAUCUAGACGAUGAGAUGGAGGAGAAACUCAAUGACGAGGAGGUGGAGGAGCAGCCGGUUCUGCCAGCCAAGAAAUCAUCUACGGCAGCUGUCACUCCAUCGAGCACCACGCCAGCGAUUGCCAUACCUGAGCAAGAGCCAGAGCAUGAACUCUUCGACGAUGGCAUGGCCAGCCUGUUCGGGCCAGACUCGCAGGAGGAAGAGAUCUAUGCGGAUGAGCUGGAGUCGGAGGAUAAGCUGGCAGCAGCCGCAGAGCGCAUCGAUACCUACUACCUGCCGCCGGACAACCGAAAGAUUCCGCAUGCCGGCCUGCCCAGCGGGGCGCUGUACACCUUUGAUGGCAAGAGCGUGGUGGAUGGCUCCCUGGUGCUGCCGCCCAAGCUGGAUGCACGGGACAAUGGCCUCUUGAGGCACUCGCACUACGGGCUCACGCCUCUGGAGCAGCUGAUACGGACAACGCCGCAGUUUGGUGCCUUCCACGGCGAGCUGCCGGAGGAAUUCCAAUCCACACAGAGCCCUGUGCGGCCUGGUGCUCAGCCCGUGACGGAGUACUCCAAUCCGGUGCCAUUCAGCCGCACCACAGCCUCCGUUUAUCCCAGUAGCAGCAGCACCAGCAGCAGCUCCAGCAGCAGCAGCACUACCGGAAGUGGAAGCACAAUCUUUACGCACUCAUCGCCAUCGACAUCGUCAUCGCCAUCACCAUCAUCAUCAUCAUUGAGACCCAUUUCCACCAAGCUGCACCUAAUCACGUCCGAGAGCAGCAGCAGCAGCAGAGGGCACAGCACGUAGGGCAUGCAAUAGUGAAAUUCAGAAAUUAGCAUAAAGUUGCUAGCAGUUAACCAUUUGUUGGGGCUUACCUAUACAUAAAUAACAUUUAAACCUGUGUACUAGCCAGUAGUUUUCUUUUCUUAUGUGUUUAAUUAAUAUGAUGCUCUUAAUUUUAAACGAAACGCAUGAAUUUUUAUUAGCUAAGCUAAACGAUAUGUUUAAACCGCAUUUUAGUCGUUGUGAAAUAAAACAAAGAAGGAAUUACA
Messenger RNA from Drosophila subobscura, 5036 nucleotides. It is a transcript of the gene Skeletor, whose product is annotated as protein Skeletor, isoforms D/E. The transcript is spliced from 7 exons. Lineage: Eukaryota; Metazoa; Arthropoda; Insecta; Diptera; Drosophilidae. The record is from RefSeq and is a predicted model, not a curated record. Bases 100 to 4791 code for a protein of 1563 amino acids.